Messenger RNA from Sphaeramia orbicularis (orbiculate cardinalfish), 3068 nucleotides. It is a transcript of the gene eef2k, whose product is annotated as eukaryotic elongation factor 2 kinase. Lineage: Eukaryota; Metazoa; Chordata; Actinopteri; Kurtiformes; Apogonidae. Bases 473 to 2695 code for a protein of 740 amino acids. Gene Ontology annotation, molecular function: calmodulin binding; ATP binding; calcium ion binding. The transcript is spliced from 20 exons. The record is from RefSeq and is a predicted model, not a curated record. Gene Ontology annotation, biological process: response to differentiation-inducing factor 1; protein phosphorylation; myosin II filament disassembly.
GCUGUGGUGGACAACGUUUAUAAGAACUGGGGUGUUCCGCACGGAACAGCGUGUCCUACAGGGACCUACAGGGCUCAUUGGAGGACCAGGAGCUGGAGCAGCUGUGCUGUGGUUUACUGUUGGAUUUGUCCUGCAGCAGUUGCCCUGGGGCAGAGUGAUAGAGGCGUGGCUGACAGUUCAUGCCAACGACCCCUCCCACCACCACCAAACAUUCACACACACCAGUGUGACUAGCAGCACUGGAGGCCAGGAGGGUGAAAUGUCUUGCUUGAUUCUUGUUCGAAUCCCGGAGUGGGAUUCGAACUGCCAACCCUUCGGUUAUUGGACCUACCUCCUGAACCAUGGCCGCUCAUCCCAUAACCCAUAAAGACCCAAACAGCCACUGGUGACCAAAAUCAUCUACUGAUCGAAAAUGUUUAGUACCUUCUGAGCCACUAAACCUAUUAAUAAAUUGCAUACAGCAGCAGACAUCAUGGAAGAUGAGUUGAUGUUCAGCAUGGAGGAGGAGGCCAGCGCCAAAAGACCUCCAGUCCAGAGGAUCAGCCAGCGCAGCAUAUCCCUCAAUGAUGCCAGUGAAGAUGACGAUGAUGAAACAUUCAUCCAUCCCAUCCUCAGCGAGCCUGCCAAAGACAUCUGUGGCUACCUGCAGACUCUGGUCUACAACCGGCAGCUGUCCAACUCUCUUCCAAAACAAGGCUUUGUCUACAAGCCUGAAACAGAAACAGUGGCUGAACCUCGGUCGCACAGAGUUUUGAAUGAAAGCGCAAGGGCAGCGUGGAAAAAGGCCAUCCAAAAAGCCAAAGCCAUGCCCGACCCCUGGGCAGAGUUUCAUCUGGAGGACAUUGAGACUGAACCCUGCGUACGCUACAGGUACAACGCUGUCACAGGAGAAUGGGGUCAAGACCAGGUGCACAUCAAGAUGGCUGCCCAGCCCUUUGGGAAAGGGGCCAUGAGGGAGUGCUUCAGAACGAAAAAACUGUCAAAUUUUUCACACAGUAGCAACUGGAAGUCGGCGUCCAACUAUGUGGCUAAGCGUUACAUGGAGACGGUGGAUAGAGACGUUUACUUUGAGGACGUGAGGCUUCAGAUGGAGGCCAAACUCUGGGGGGAGGAGUACAACCGCCACAGACCUCCGAAACAGGUGGACAUCAUGCAGAUGUGUGUGGUGGAGAUGAUCAACCGGCCGGGAAAACCUCUGUUCCACCUGGAACACUACAUCGAGGGCAAAUACAUCAAAUACAACUCCAACUCUGGUUUUGUGAGGGACGAUAACAUCAGACUGACUCCUCAGGCCUUCAGUCACUUCUCCUUCGAGCGCUCGGGCCAUCAGCUGAUCGUGGUGGACAUCCAGGGGGUCGGAGACCUCUACACUGACCCUCAGAUCCACACAGAAAAAGGCACCGACUUUGGAGAUGGAAAUUUAGGUGUGAGGGGCAUGGCUCUUUUCUUCCACUCUCAUCUGUGUAACAAGAUCUGCAAGAGUAUGGGCCUGACGCCCUUUGACCUUUCACCUCCAGAGAAGGGCCAGAUGGACUGCACCAACAAACUGCUUAAGUCUGCUCAGACGGUUCUCAGAGGCUGUGAGGAACCCUGUGGAUCUCCUCGCAUUCGUACCAUGUCAGGAAGCCGGGUUUUCUUAUCGCGCCUGUCGGAGACGUCGUCUGUGGACGAGAGCAUGAGCGAUGUGGACUCCAUCCCCUGCUCCCCCCUCACCUAUGGCGGAUCUAUGGGCAGGUCUCCUGUCGGCUUAUCUUUUAUGGGAAUGCAUGACCAUGAAAGAAUCUGCAACAAUAACUCUGCAGGUGAACAUAAGGAGUCUGAGAGCGGUGGAGACAGCGGUUAUCCGAGUGAGAGGAGGAGUGAAGGCGACCCAAAUGACCACGUAGACGGGAGGAAGAUGGUAAUUCCUCCCAGAGUCUCUGCGAACUUGUAUCCAAACAAUACACCUGAUAACGAAUCGCUGACAGAAGAGAAGUGGAGUUUCUUCCAUUCAUCUCGUGCUCAUGUCCAUCGACCGUCAUGUGUGGCCACCGAGGUGGAACGACUGAGCGCUCUAAUGCAGAAGAAGAUCGGCCAGUCGGUCCUGGGCAAGGUCCACCUAGCGAUGGUGCGCUACCAUGAAGCCGGUCGUUUCUGUGAGAAGGACGAGCAGUGGGACCAGGACUCAGCCAUGUUCCACCUGGAGAGAGCGGCCCUGUGUGGAGAGCUGGAAGCCAUCGUGGCCCUGGGACAGUGCUGUCUGCAGCUGCCACAUCACAUCCUGCCAGAUAUGGAGCUGGAGGACAAUUCAGGAAACAGGAUGAAAGGGUUCAAGUAUCUGCUGCAGGCGGCUGAGGCUGGGGACCGCUCGUCCAUGAUCAUCGUGGCCAGAGCCUUCGAUACUGGAGAUAAUCUGUCACCUGACAGGAAGCAGAACUGGGAAGAAGCCAUACACUGGUACGACACCGCGUUGAACAUGACAGACUACGACGAGGGAGGGGAGUUCGACGGGACGCAGGACGAGCCUCGGUACCUGCUGUUGGCCCGAGUGGCCCAGAUGUACCAGGAGGGGGGGUUCGGCCUGACUGCAGACCCACAGAGAGCAGGUGAUCUGUUUACGGAGGCGGCAGAAGCUGCCACGGCGGCCAUGAAGGGUCGGCUGGCGAACCAGUACUACAUGAAAGCAGAAGAAGCCUGGGCGCUGAUGGAGGAGUAGUGUUUGGAUGCACAUUUUAUUUGCACAAACGCUGUUGGAGCUUGGAGCGGCAUUGACAGAAAGGCUUCUUUUCUAUUCUAAGGUUACAGUUUACAUAUUUUUCAAAACUCUUGAUCCUUUGGUUGUGGUUCUUUGAGUAUGUGUUCUGCCUUCCAGGAUACUUCAUCUCCAGGUUUAUCUGUGUCUCUGUGCUUCUGAAGCCGUUGAUUUUCUGUCUCUGUUUACAUUAGAAAUGUUUCUGUAUGAAAGUGUGAAGAAACAAAACUAAUAACUGUUUGCACAUUUGCUUUGUUACCUGUGUAUAAUGCCCCUAUUGAACAAGUUUAUGUAAAAAAAAAAAAUUUAAAAUAUAAACAGCUUUUAUUGUAAAGUG